Messenger RNA from Nyctereutes procyonoides (raccoon dog), 2417 nucleotides. RefSeq names its product mannosidase alpha class 1A member 1 (gene MAN1A1). The record is from RefSeq and is a predicted model, not a curated record. Gene Ontology annotation, biological process: N-glycan processing; carbohydrate metabolic process. Gene Ontology annotation, molecular function: mannosyl-oligosaccharide 1,2-alpha-mannosidase activity; calcium ion binding. Bases 418 to 2397 code for a protein of 659 amino acids. The transcript has 13 exons. NCBI's taxonomy places the organism in Eukaryota, Metazoa, Chordata, Mammalia, Carnivora, Canidae. Gene Ontology annotation, cellular component: extracellular exosome; endoplasmic reticulum; Golgi membrane.
GCUGCCCGGGAAGCCGCGGCCGAGCCGGUCCCCAGCUCCGACAUGCGGGGCGGGCGAAGUUGAGCAGCCUCCCCUCCCCGGGACCCGCGUGCGCCCCUCCUGCCCCGGAGGCGCGCUGCUCUCCCGCGGAGGCGCGGCUCCAGGUGCGCGCAGGACACCCCCGCGCCCCGGGGCCCGGAAACUUCACCCCAAGUCCAAAGAGGGCCGCGGCCGGCCGUGUGCCGCGCCUGCCUGCUCGCCGGAGGAGCUGCCCCUGGGCGGAGACCCGGAGAAGAGCCGCUCCCCCGGGGCGUACCUGCGGCGCAGCGCGGGGGCUCGGGCGGCCUGGAUGCGCAGGACGCAGCCCCGCGGCCGCUGACGCCGCGCGGCGCCGAAGUUUGGCUGCUGAGCGGCGCGGGCGCCCCGGCGGCUGCGGGGAUGCCGGUGGGCGGGCUGCUGCCGCUCUUCGGCGGCCCCGCGGGCGGCGGCCUGGGCGGGGGGCUCGGCGGCGGGCUCGGCGGCGGGCUCGGCGGCGGCGGCGGCGGCAGGAAGGGCUCGGGCCCCGCCGCCUUCCGCCUGACGGAGAAGUUCGUGCUGCUGCUGGUGUUCAGCGCCUUCAUCACGCUCUGCUUCGGGGCGAUCUUCUUCCUGCCGGACUCGUCCAAGCUGCUGAGCGGGGUCCUGUUCCACUCCAGCCCCGCCCUGCCGCCGGCCGCCGACCGCAAGCCCGGGCCCGGGGCGCGCGCCGAGGACGCGGAGGCGGAGGGGCGAGCCCGGCGCGGCGACGGGGACCCCGCGGCCGCCCUGGAGGACAACUUGGCCCGGAUCCGCGAGAACCACGAGCGGGCUCUCCGGGAAGCCAAGGAGACCCUGCAGAAGCUGCCCGAGGAGAUCCAGAGGGACAUCCUGCUGGAGAAGGAGAAGGUGGCCCAGGACCAGCUGCGCGACAAGGCGCUGGCGAGGCGGCUGCCGCCGCUGGACUUCGUGCCCCCGGUCGGGGCGGUGGCCCGGGAGCCGGCGGACGCCGCGGUCCGCGACAAGAGGGCAAAGAUCCGGGAGAUGAUGAAACAUGCUUGGAAUAAUUAUAAGCGUUAUGCCUGGGGAUUAAAUGAACUGAAACCUAUAUCAAAAGAAGGCCAUUCUAGCAGUUUGUUUGGUAGUAUUAAAGGAGCAACAAUAGUAGAUGCCCUGGAUACUCUUUUUAUAAUGGAAAUGAAAGAUGAAUUUGAAGAGGCAAAAUCAUGGGUUGAAGAAAAUCUAGAUUUUAAUGUGAAUGCUGAAGUUUCUGUCUUUGAAGUAAACAUACGCUUUGUUGGUGGACUACUCUCAGCCUACUAUCUAUCUGGAGAAGAGAUAUUUCGAAAGAAAGCAGUGGAACUUGGGGUGAAAUUGUUACCUGCAUUUCAUACUCCAUCUGGAAUACCUUGGGCAUUGCUGAAUAUAAAAAGUGGAAUUGGAAGGAACUGGCCCUGGGCCUCAGGAGGCAGCAGUAUUUUGGCAGAAUUUGGAACUCUGCAUUUGGAGUUUCUCCACCUGAGCCACUUAUCAGGAAACCCCAUCUUUGCCGAAAAGGUAAUGAAUAUUCGAACAGUACUGAACAACCUGGAAAAACCACAAGGCCUUUAUCCUAACUAUCUGAAUCCCAGUAGUGGACAGUGGGGUCAAUAUCAUGUAUCAGUUGGAGGGCUCGGAGACAGCUUUUAUGAAUAUUUGCUAAAGGCGUGGUUAAUGUCUGACAAGACAGAUCUAGAAGCUAAGAAGAUGUAUUUUGAUGCUGUUCAGGCAAUCGAGACUCACUUGAUCCGCAAGUCUAGUACGGGCCUGACUUACAUCGCGGAGUGGAAGGGGGGCCUCUUGGAACACAAGAUGGGCCACCUGACCUGCUUUGCUGGAGGCAUGUUUGCACUAGGGGCUGAUGACGCUCCCGCAGGCCUAACCCAACACUACCUUCAGCUCGGGGCUGAAAUUGCCCGGACCUGUUACGAAUCUUACAAUCGCACAUAUAUGAAACUGGGACCAGAAGCUUUCAGAUUCGAUGGCGGUGUUGAAGCCAUUGCUACAAGGCAAAAUGAAAAAUACUACAUCCUACGGCCAGAGGUUGUUGAGACGUACAUGUACAUGUGGCGACUGACUCAUGAUCCAAAGUACAGGAAAUGGGCCUGGGAAGCCGUAGAGGCCCUGGAAAAUCACUGCCGCGUGAACGGAGGCUAUUCAGGCCUAAGGGAUGUUUACCUCCGACACGAGAGUUAUGACGAUGUACAGCAGAGUUUCUUCUUGGCAGAGACACUGAAAUAUUUGUACUUAAUAUUUUCUGAUGAUGAUCUGCUUCCACUGGAACACUGGAUCUUCAAUACCGAGGCACAUCUUCUCCCUGUACUCUGUACGAAUAAAAAGGAAGUCGAAGUCAAUGCAAAAUAAAAAAGAUCUUUUAUAUUUUA